Daktulosphaira vitifoliae (grape phylloxera) is the source of this 2090-nucleotide messenger RNA. RefSeq lists its product as uncharacterized. The coding region runs from base 578 to 1393 and encodes 271 amino acids. The record is from RefSeq and is a predicted model, not a curated record. Lineage: Eukaryota; Metazoa; Arthropoda; Insecta; Hemiptera; Phylloxeridae. The transcript has 2 exons.
GACGGCGCGUACCCUGAAACCCAAUUCACACUUUGUACAUGUGCUGCCAUCUGGCGGACGGCACCCGCCAUGUAACCCAACACACACACUAUGAUUGCGCGAGUAUUUCGCCCGACGGACGGCGCUGCGUAAUUCGAUCGCAUCGCAGUUAUGAUAAACGAUGAAAAUGAUGUUUUACAGACAGUUUAGUGACGUGUUAUAAUGGAUCGGUGUCGUUGUUGUUGUUGUUGUUGUUCGCGCCGAGGUGAGGACGUAGAAAAAAUAAAAAACAUCGAUGAAAGUUUACUUAAAAACAGAUCGCAGAUUUAUGAACUGUUCGUAAGAUUUAAAGGGGUAGAUUUUAGAUUAGGCCGACAAGUCGAAGAUUUAAGAGACUAUAUAAAACAUUUGCAUGAAGUAUUAAAAAUUAUCGAUAAACGUGUAAAUUUUUUAGAAAUUGUUGUAAAAGACAAGACGAACGUUAAUGAUUACGAAAUAAUUGAUAGUGAAAAUUAGAAAAAAAGUCGAUCGGUCAGGUGCGAUUCGUUACAAAAACAGUAUAAGAUCAUUCGGUCAUUUGUUGUUGUGUUGAACGGACAUGAUUUUAUGUUUUAUUCUCGACAAUAUGACUAUAGCGAAUAGUGUUGGUCAAGUCGAAUUUCAACGUAAAAAUGAUUUGUUAAAUUGUUUGGUUUACAGUCUGAAUGAAAAACAAAAAUUUUUCAUAACGAUCGGUAUUGAACCGAGAGAACCGUUCAACACCGAGGUGCGUAUUAUUUCUCCGUUAAAAAAUGUUUCGAUUUCGAUAGAUUUUUUAAAGCGUAUUUUCGGUUCGAUGGGCAAUAUUUUAUCUUUGGUAUUGACCGCGCCGAUUAAAAAAGAAAAUAUUUUACUACUCGAGGAUGUUGAAACAGCAGUAUGGAAAAGGGCGCAUCGCAAGACAAACGUCAUUUUAAUAAAAUCGAAAAUAUAUCCAAAGUGUCAGGUCGUUUUCAAAUAUGAGCACUUAAUCACCUUAUUAGAUUUGGAGUAUGUAAUUUUCGAUGCAAUCAAUCGUCAAAACACCGUCAAUAGACCGAUCAUUAAAAAGCAAUUUGAAGAGAUUAUCGAUUAUUGUUUCAAUAUUUUCACACACGAGCGUAUAACAAACGAUUACAACGCAAUUACAUUAUUUGUAAAAAAUAUCGAUUUCACCGAGGUUGGAAAACAUAUAAUGAAAAAACAUGAUCAUAGUUAUGCACAUGAAAUAAAAACAUUCAUGUCUACCAGCAUUGUGGAUCGAUUGGCGGAUAAAAAAACGUGGUAUAACACACCUCAGAAAAAGAACGAACAUGUGCGAGAAUUCGGUUGGAUGUCUUUGGUUAAGUCCAUUAACGAGGAACCUUGUACACAAUCACCAUCAAAUUAUUAUUGACAAUAGAGAAAUUAAAUAUUGUUAAAUUUACACGAUGUAAUACAUGUAUAAUAUUCUUUAUUAUUGAAUUUACACUGUGAAAUAAAUGUAUAAUAAAAUUUAAUUAUUAUUUUUUAUAUAUAUAUUAUCCAAAUACCAUUUUCUCAGCUUGUACGCUGUAAAAAGCGUGCAUCUAUGCGGGUCUAAAUUUUUGUGAAAUAUACAAGAUGGAAAAGUAUAAUUUUCGUAUAAGUGGCCGAUCGGGGGACAGCCCAGAGUUUCUAAAUCGUUUACAAUGCACGGUUUCGUAAUGAGUUUUUCCAGCAGUUGUUUUUUCUGUAUUCCUUUUACGAGUAUAGACUUAUAAUUCGUAGAGUUUAAUAUCGGGCGAAUUUCAUUCGCAUUCACCUGACCGUAGCUCGCCGGUAUUCGAUGAUAAUAUCGUUUCAACCAUUUGUUUGCCGUCAUUGAUUUUGCAUUCCGUGCCGGUUCACUUUUGAAUAUCCAUGUUUGAGCGGUCAAUUCGUCCGUAUCGACUAUAGACAACUCUUUUAUGACGUAUUCACCGUGUGAGCCCAGUACGCAGUGUAUAUCAAAUAUUGCCGUACUCAUUUUUAACUUGUCGAAAUAUUAGAUGUAUUCUCUUCAACGGCUGAUGAGUCACUAAAGUUACUAUUUUUAUUUUUCUCUAGAAAUCUAAUCCGUCCAACAAUAUUUU